Molecule: messenger RNA, 1167 nt
Organism: Branchiostoma floridae (Florida lancelet)
Lineage: Eukaryota; Metazoa; Chordata; Leptocardii; Amphioxiformes; Branchiostomatidae
Exons: 9
Coding region: 176-1090 (304 amino acids)
Source: RefSeq, a predicted model, not a curated record
CAGUAGCGGCAAACAGUGGGCAGAGGAAUUUUGGGCAGGGUCAGAAAUUCCACAAUCGUGGCACCGUUGUUCUCAGGAAUAAAAGCGCCCAAUGUGAGAAAAUUGAACAGUCUGUAAGAAGACCUCGACAGGGAAGGACGUGUUUGUGUGUGGUGGAAGAUUUGUGGCUCCGAAAAUGGCGGGAUUUGUGCUAAACGUCGUCUGUGCAGGGCUGUUGGCGGUUGUAGUUUACGGCGCUGCAGUACCUACCAAAAACAAAUUCGACAAUGAGAAACCCAUGAGCUCAGCUCAAAAGGUUGAACUACUGAAAGAGCAGCUGGAAGAGCUACAGAAAAACCUGUACAAGUUGUCUGACACGUUCUCCGACGAGCAAGAAGAGCAAUCGGCUCCAGAAACUGAACCCACACAGCUUCCAGACAAGAAACCCACGACAAAACCACAGACGGAUCCGUCAGCUGAAUUAGAGGUCAAAAACUAUGUCGACUCACUGGCGGCCUCUUUAGACACACCUCGGGAACGAGAGCGCGGCUCUGGGAACGUGCUGACCCAAGAGGACGUGGAGUUCUUACAGGAACUCAAAAGCUUUUUCAAGAAGAAGGCUACCAAAAUGGUCCAGGAGACAAAGGAAGAAACCGAAGACCCAGACCUUACGGCGCUAGCCAACAUCCUGUCGUCCAACACACGAACAGUAGUGGACACCCUGCCGCAGGAGACCGAGUAUUUCAUGGAGGGAGGGAAGUUCAUGGACCGGCCGUACAACCUGGACGAACUGGGGGACCCAAAUGAUGUAUCGAAGAAAGACAUCCAACCCUCUGAGACAAAGGCUGCCAUCAGGACACAUUCUGCGGAGCAAGAGUCUAAGAACGAGGUCGAAGAAGUCAUUGCAGACCGUCUGCAGGCUGAUCUGCGCGAGGCAGCACGGGAAGGCAUGACGUUGGAGGCGCUCCUCAAGCAGAUGAAGGAGGACACCGAAAGACUGAACGAGGAGAGCCGUCGGCAGGCCCUCCAGCUGCAGGGGAAGCGGGAACCCCGGGCACGGGGCGGGGAAGACAGCCUCAUCAGGCUAGCCGAGGGGAAACUCGUCAUGUGAUCAGCAAUCCACAAACUCAAACUUUACCUGAUACACUUGAAAAGAAAUCGGAAGCUGUAAUAUUUGACAAGUUUUAU